AUGGCUUGUUUGUCGAGUACCUCUUAUACUCUAUUGAUGAAUGGGAGGUUACAGGGGAGUUUUGAUGGGAUGAAAGGAUUAAGACAAGGUGACCCGAUUUCUCCCUUACUGUUUGUGCUUGUCAUGGAGUAUCUCACUCGUCUUCUUAGUCUUGUUUCUCAGCACAAGGAAUUCCGGUUUCAUCCCAUGUGUAAAAGUUUGAAUCUUGUUAAUCUUUGUUUUGCGGAUGAUCUUAUUUUGUUUUGCAAGGGUAAUCUUAGAUCUUUCCAAAUAUUGUUUGAUGGUUUUACCAGGUUUAGUCAGAAUUAUGGGCUGACAGCCAAUUUGAAUAAGUCUCAAGUGUAUUUUGGAGGUAUUUCUGUUGAAGUGAAGAAUAGUAUUCUGAGUUAUGUCACUAUUGAAGAGGGUACUUUUCUCUUAAAAUAUUUGGGUGUUACUCUUCGCCCUACUAAAUGGAAGGCGGCUGAUUAUGGCGUGAUCAUUAAAAAAUUCAUAAUCGUCUCCAUGCUUGGUCAAAUUGCCAUCUGUCAUUUGCUGGGAGAUCUCAAUUGA
Molecule: messenger RNA, 552 nt
Organism: Humulus lupulus (European hop)
Lineage: Eukaryota; Viridiplantae; Streptophyta; Magnoliopsida; Rosales; Cannabaceae
Exons: 1
Coding region: 1-552 (183 amino acids)
Source: RefSeq, a predicted model, not a curated record